AUGGCAGCUGCUUUUGCUGGGAGCGCCGCCAAGGACGUCGAGAACCUCCGGCCGCCUGAAGAAGUCCAUCUCGCCCAUGAUGGCACUCGUCGCCGCGACGACGACCGACCGCGCCAUGCCCAGUCCCAAACCUCUCUCCGAUCCCAAUCCCAGAUCGCCUCAGUCCCCUCCAACACCGGCCCAGUCCCUCCUGAUGUCGCCGAUGAACUGGCCUGGGGCCCCGCGCACCCCUGUUUCCCUCACUUUAACCCGCACGUUCCCAUCGGUUCGGAAGAAUACCUCACAACCCGAGUCAUUCGCAUUCGCCGCGACUGGAUGAUCAAGGGUGAUUUGGCGCCGACGUUCUCUAAUUUGUAUCCCGAGAUUUUGGAUCCAUUGCUGUCAGAGCAAGAGUUCCGGAAAGUGAUCGCUACUGUCAACGAGGGCCUCGUCAAGGCCUUUGACCCGUUCAGCUUACGAAACUGGUUCGACGGAGCAAUUGGGCUCCUAACUGGUUGGAUCUGGGACGAUAUGAAUGCCUCGACAAUCAAGGGCCAAUUGCAACAAGUGGAGUCCUGGCUGGAGAAGUGGAAUCGUGAAGUUGGCGCCAAGGACGGUGUGCACAUCUGGAGCCUGCGCCGCUCUGCAUACAUGUCCCUUGAUAUCCAGAUUCCAGACCCCAAGGUCGGCAUUGUGCCGAGCGAGGGUCCGUCCAUGCCGAAUACCAGGCCUAGCACAGGUGUAGGGCCUGGCAAUUGA
Penicillium daleae is the source of this 738-nucleotide messenger RNA. Its product is annotated as ERF4 family protein. Gene Ontology annotation, biological process: peptidyl-L-cysteine S-palmitoylation; protein targeting to membrane. The record is from RefSeq and is a predicted model, not a curated record. The transcript has a single exon. The coding region runs from base 1 to 738 and encodes 245 amino acids. Gene Ontology annotation, cellular component: extrinsic component of endoplasmic reticulum membrane; endoplasmic reticulum palmitoyltransferase complex. Lineage: Eukaryota; Fungi; Ascomycota; Eurotiomycetes; Eurotiales; Aspergillaceae.